GACACAAAUCAAGCUUAAGUGUCGAUUAAAACAAAGCAAAAAAAGUUCUCAGAAGAAAAAAAAAUAUAUGGCGAGUAAUAGUUUUCGUUCACAAAUUCAUCUUGGAGUAAUAAUAAUUUUAAUCAUCAUUACUCUUUUAACUCCGAUCACAACCUACAACACAUCACCACAACCAUGGAAUAUUCUUUCCCACAACGACUUUGCCGGAAAACUCACCACCGCCUCCUCCUCCAUCGAAUCAGCCGCUACAGAUUUUGGCCACGUCACCAAAAUCUUCCCAUCCGCCGUCUUAAACCCUUCCUCCGUCGAAGACAUCACUGAUCUCGUAAAACUCUCUUAUGACUCUCAACCCUCUUUCACUCUAGCUGCUCGUGGCCACGGACACAGCCACCGCGGCCAAGCCUCGGCUAAAGACGGAGUUGUGGUUAACAUGCGGUCAAUGGUAAACCGAGAUCGAGGCAUCAAGGUGUCUAGGACCGGUUUAUAUGCUGACGUGGACGCUGCUUGGCUAUGGAUUGAGGUGUUGAACAAAACGUUGGAGUUAGGGUUAACGCCUGUUUCGUGGACGGAUUAUUUGUAUUUAACGGUCGGUGGAACGUUAUCUAACGCCGGAAUUAGUGGACAGACGUUUCGGUACGGUCCACAGAUCACUAAUGUUCAAGAGAUGGAUGUUAUUACAGGGAAAGGAGAGAUUGCAACUUGUUCCAAAGAUAUGAACUCGGAUCUUUUCUUCGCCGCGUUAGGAGGUUUUGGUCAAUUUGGAAUAAUCACAAGAGCCAGAAUUAAACUCGAAGUAGCUCCGAAAAGGGCCAAGUGGUUUAGGUUUCUAUACAUAGAUUUCUCCGAAUUCACAAGAGAUCAAGAACGGUUGAUAUCAGAAACGGACGGUGUAGAUUUCUUGGAAGGUUCCGUUAUGCUGGACCAUGGCCCACCGGAUAACUGGAGAUCCACGUAUUAUCCACCGUCCGAUCACUUGAGAAUCGUCUCAAUGGUCAAACGACAUCGUGUCAUAUACUGCCUCGAAGUCGUCAAGUAUUACGACGAAACUUCUCAAUACGCAGUCAACGAGGAAAUGGAGGACUUAGGCGAGAGUCUAAACUUUGUAAAAGGGUUUAUGUACGAGAAAGAUGUGACGUAUAUGGAUUUCUUAAACCGGGUUCGAACCGGAGAGCUAAGCCUGAAAUCCAAAGGCCAAUGGGAUGUUCCACAUCCAUGGCUCAAUCUUUUCGUACCAAAAUCUCAAAUUUCGAAAUUCGAUAAUAGUGUUUUUAAGGGUAUUAUCCUAAGAAAUAACAUCACUAGCGGCCCCGUUCUUGUUUAUCCAAUGAAUCGCAACAAAUGGAAUGAACGGAUGUCAGCCGCUAUACCUGAAGAAGAUGUGUUUUAUGCGGUCGGGUUUUUGCGAUCGGCGGAUUUUGACGAUUGGGAGGCUUACGAUAAAGAAAAUAUGGAAAUAUUGAAGUUUUGUGAGGAUGCUAAUAUGAGAAUUAUACAAUAUCUUCCUUAUCAUUCAUCACAAGAAGGAUGGGUUAGACAUUUUGGUCCGAGGUGGAAUAUUUUCUUAGAGAGAAAGUACAAAUAUGAUCCCAAGAUGAUAUUAUCCCCGGGACAAAACAUAUUUCAAUAAAUAAACUUGUUUAGACGAUAAUGAAUUCUAUUGUUAGUUUAGUCUUUCUCGUCACUUUGUAAACAUUUCUAUUUAGUUCAAGCUUUUCUUUUUUUGUA
Camelina sativa (false flax) is the source of this 1725-nucleotide messenger RNA. Its product is annotated as cytokinin dehydrogenase 3. The record is from RefSeq and is a predicted model, not a curated record. Lineage: Eukaryota; Viridiplantae; Streptophyta; Magnoliopsida; Brassicales; Brassicaceae. Gene Ontology annotation, molecular function: FAD binding; cytokinin dehydrogenase activity. Gene Ontology annotation, biological process: cytokinin metabolic process.